Messenger RNA from Spirometra erinaceieuropaei, 1579 nucleotides. The record is from the annotation of a GenBank genome assembly. NCBI's taxonomy places the organism in Eukaryota, Metazoa, Platyhelminthes, Cestoda, Diphyllobothriidea, Diphyllobothriidae.
AUGGGUCCUGGAGAGGCAAAGCGGCGUGACGGUGGAGUCGCCUUUACCAUCGGAAACGACAUCGUGGGACAACUGUCCUAUGCAUUGCAGGGUCUCAACGACCACCGCCUGACCCUCGCCUUUCCCUUUGAAGGAAGCAAGUGUGCAACCAUCGUUAGAGUCACACCCCCUACCUAAUUACCGGUACCAAUGAGGUGUAGAAGAUGAAGUCCAACGAAGAUGUGCGCGUCCUCCUAGCGACUGGGCCGAAGGCGGAUAAACUGAUUGCUCGUAAUGACUUAAAUUCCCCCGUCCACACAACCCACGCGGUCUUGGAGGGAGUGCGUAGUCGUCAGUCCAUGGAGCUUUCGGUGAACGUUGCAGUUCGCAACGGUCGAACUGUCGUCGUGUGUGCUUGGUUGUGUGUGUGUGUGUGUAUGACGCCGCCAUAAACAACCUGCCAGCCGAGAAGAACCGCCUGCAUAAAGCCUACGUCAACCGCCCCACCGACUACAACAAAGCAGCCUUUUACCGCAGUCGCUGCCUUGUACAACAGCGGCUGCGCGAGACACAGGAUGCCUGGACGGCUCGCAAGGCCGAGGAGAUCCAAUGGUAUGUGGAUCGCAAUGAAUGGAAGAACUUCUUCGUCGUGACCAAGACUGUCUACCGUCCCACAGCCAAAGGCACCGCUCCUCUUCUAAGCGCCGACGGCAGUACCAUUCUCACUGAGAAGACGCAAAUUCUACAGCGAUGAGCUGAACAAUUCAGAGGCGUCCUCAACCGUCCUUCCGCCAUCUCCGACGCCGCCAUCGCCCGUCUGCCUCAAGUGGAGACCAGUGCUGAUCUCGACCUCCCACCCUCUUUCCACGAAACCACCACGGCUGUGCAGCAGCCCUCCAGCUGUAUAGCGCCCGAAUCGGACGCGAUCCCUGCUGAGGUCUAUGAAAACGGUGGUCCCCAACUCAUGGAUCAUCUGACAGCGCACUUCCAGGAGAUGUGGCGUCAAGGAGAAGUCCCGCAGGAUUUUAAGGGCGCCACAACCGUCCAUCUCUAUGGGCCGAAAGGUAAUCGCCAACUCUGUGACAACCAUCGAAGCAUCUCCUUGCUUAACAUUGCCGGGAAGAUCUAUGCUCGCAUUCUCUUCAACCGCCUGAACCAUCACCUGGAACAAGGUCUCCUGCCGGAAAUCCAGUGCGGCUCCCGUCGUCCUUGUGGGACCACGGACACGAUCUUCGCCGCCCGCCAACUUCAGGGAAAGUGCCAGGAGAUGCGGAUCCACCUCUACUCUACCUUCGUAGAUCUGAAGAAAGCCUUUGACACGGUGACUUGCGAAGGACUGGGGAAAAUCUGGCAGAAUUUCGGCUGUCCAGAACGAUCCAUUGAGAUGGUGCGUCAGCUCCAUGACGGCAUGAUGGCGCGAGUCACGGACAAUGGAGAUUUCUCAGAGGCAUUCGCAGUGACCAACGGAGUGAAGCAGGGCUGCGUCCUUGCGCCCACCCUCUUCAGUUUUAUGUUCACUGUCAUGCUGCUGGACGCUUAUCGUGGCGAACGCCCUGAGAUCCGCACCGCCUACGGGACGGAUUACCAACUCUUUAAUUAG